UAGAAACUAUAACAUUUAAAUUAAUAUUUAGCGUAUUUAGCCCGUGUUGGAAUGAGAACCGAACGCCCCAAGUCGAAAAACACGAGGUUUUCAUAUUUUCCCAUUCUGCUGAUAUUACGUGAAUGCAACACCAGACCGAAGCAGCCGCUUGUCGAGAUUUAUUGCCAAUGACGGUCGCCUGCUAGCUAAAGUCAUGGCGCUGCUUAAACAAAGUUGUUGUGUGUCUGGUCGGUUCUUCACAAACCACCUAUGGCUGAGUCCCCGAUGCAUCCCACAUGGUUACGCCAACAGUCUGACAACCGUGGCGAAAUCCUCGUCAGACCGCGCUGACAGAAAGAGGGAGCUUCUGAGUGAUGACGGGCCCGAUCUACAGGACUUCAUUUCAGGGGAACUGUCGGAGAAAACCAAGUGGGCAGAGUACAGAGGGAGGCUGAAGAGAGAGAAAGGAGAGAGGCUGCGGCUUCCCCCAUGGCUGAAGACGGAGAUUCCCAUAGGAAAAAACUACAACAGGCUGAAGAACACACUGAGAGACCUCAACCUGCACACCGUGUGUGAGGAAGCCAGGUGUCCUAACAUUGGGGAGUGUUGGGGAGGAGGAGAGUAUGCCACAGCCACAGCCACCAUCAUGCUAAUGGGGGACACAUGUACCCGUGGAUGCAGAUUCUGCUCUGUAAAGACAGCCCGUCAGCCCCCACCUCUGGACCCAGAUGAGCCCUACAACACAGCCAAGGCAAUCGCUGCCUGGGGGCUGGACUACGUGGUUCUCACCUCAGUUGACAGAGACGAUGUUGCUGAUGGAGGGGCUGAGCACUUUGCAAAGACAGUCUCUACCCUGAAGGAAAGAGACCCUCACAUCCUGGUUGAAUGUCUGACCCCUGAUUUUCGAGGCGACCUGACAGCAGUAGAGAAGAUCGCCCUCUCAGGGUUAGAUGUUUAUGCCCACAAUGUGGAGACUGUGCGAGCACUGCAAAGACAGGUGCGUGACCCCAGAGCGAACUUUGACCAGUCUCUGAGCGUCCUGAAGCAUGCGAAAAAAGUCAAACCCACUGUGCUCACCAAGACGUCCAUCAUGCUGGGACUGGGAGAGACUGACCAGCAGAUACUUGACGCCUUAACUGAGCUGCGUGAGGCAGGAGUGGACUGUCUAACGCUGGGUCAGUACAUGCAACCCACCAAACGCCACCUAAAGGUGGAGGAAUACGUCACUCCAGAGAAGUUUGCCCACUGGGAGAAAGUUGGAAACGAUAUGGGCUUUGUUUACACUGCCAGUGGGCCACUGGUGCGAUCCUCUUACAAAGCGGGCGAGUACUUUUUGAAGAAUCUACUGAAGAAGAGAAAAGAAGAAGUCACCGUAGCAGAGUGAAAAGCACCAGAGCAAUGUCUAACUCAACCAUAACCAUACAGAUGUCCAGUCACAGCUUUAAUCCUGUAGCUGUAGCACAGGAGACACAUUUAACAUAUAUCAGCGAUAAGCGGUAUUUUAGAGAGAGGAUCAAAGAGAACAAGCAGCAGGGGGAGGCUGGCAGAUAUUUAGAUAACAUGAGCGCAGACUAUGCCCAGAUAGUCAUGCCAGCAGAAAAUACAACCUGGUGUUGGCAAUUGAACUGCUGGAAUUUGCACCUCAGGGGAAGGGGGGGCUUCAUCCGCCAUGAACUCCCUCCCCUCAGGGCCUCUAGACCUCAGGUGAAGAGCUACUGACCUUUUAAUCACAAGCUCUGUUUAUGAGCUCUUUGAUGUCUGCUGCUUCAUGACUGGUGAUUUAAUGGAGCAAGAUCUUUUAUUUUUGUUCUGAGGGUUUUUGCAGAGGCUGCAAGGUGAAAUUAUGUAUGACAGGAAAACAAAAAAAAUCUAUGGUUGCCGAAGACUUGUAACACUGUCAGAUGGUCUGUUCUGUUACUUAAGAAAAAGUAUAAUUUGAGCCCAAAGUCUUUCUUUCAUCACGUACAGAAAUAUUUAUGACAUAUCCGUUCCAAUUUCGGCUCAAACUAACCCUUUAUUAACGCAAUAAAAUUGACAUUUUACACCAAGAAAGACAAGAAAGAUGAGCGUUUGUUUUACACGCUGAUUGUAUAUAGACAAAACAAAUCCUUUAAAUGUACACAUAUAUAUAAAUAUAUAUAUUAAAUAAAAAUUGAUCUCAUCAGCC
Messenger RNA from Scatophagus argus, 2146 nucleotides. It is a transcript of the gene lias, whose product is annotated as lipoic acid synthetase. The coding region runs from base 194 to 1363 and encodes 389 amino acids. The record is from RefSeq and is a predicted model, not a curated record. Gene Ontology annotation, cellular component: mitochondrion. Gene Ontology annotation, biological process: lipoate biosynthetic process. The transcript has 11 exons. NCBI's taxonomy places the organism in Eukaryota, Metazoa, Chordata, Actinopteri, Scatophagidae. Gene Ontology annotation, molecular function: lipoate synthase activity; 4 iron, 4 sulfur cluster binding.